CCUCAGCUAUUUCAUUUGACUUCUCAUAAUUUCUUACACGACAAGUCCAAACAGUCUCUCUUUCUCCCUGAAAUUCUCAAGAAAUGGAUCCCAAGGCUGAUAAAUUGGUGAGGAAAACAGCAAUGGUGGCUUCUGUAACUGCAGCAUAUUUUCUCUUGACUUCUGAUUAUGGAAAUCAACCCAAUAUUCUUGACCCUAUCAAGAGCAAAAUACUAUCAGCUGAAAGUACCGUGAAGGAAUUCAUCUUUGGCCCGAAGAAAGAGUCUCAAGUAAGCAAAGUUGGUGGUGAAGUAGUGACUCCUGCUGCCGAAAAGCAGCCUUGACUAAUAUCAAAUCUCACAUAGAACAGAAGAAUAAAGAAUAUAGAAGAGAAAGGUAACAUGAAAUGGAUAUCAAAGUGUUCUUUUAGCUGCUUUUACGAUUUUCAGCUGUUGGUGUUGGUGAAAGACUGAAAGUAUAAUCUAGUGUAGAAAUUUCGGAUCCGUAAACUUUGAUACCGAUAAAGUUGUGUAAAUACUAAAUGGUAUCAGUUGAUCAACUUGUUUCCUUCUUAAUUUUGACUAUUCGAAGUCCUUGUGAACCCCAAUGCAUGAGAUGUUUUCAAUAAUAUAACUCGGUGUGCAUGAUA
Messenger RNA from Papaver somniferum (opium poppy), 628 nucleotides. RefSeq lists its product as uncharacterized. Lineage: Eukaryota; Viridiplantae; Streptophyta; Magnoliopsida; Ranunculales; Papaveraceae. The transcript is spliced from 2 exons. The record is from RefSeq and is a predicted model, not a curated record. Bases 84 to 323 code for a protein of 79 amino acids.